AUGGCUUCACUCGCAAUAGUUAUCUGUGCAUUUCUGCCCGGUGCCGCGGGCUUUGGCUGGGAUGACUUCACCAACAAUCUCGCCACGGACCUGGCGCCGAUAAUCACACUGUUCGGCGAACAAGUGACGAAGCAGUACCUGAGUGAGUCACUCAGUAUAUGGGACAACAUUAUCUUUGCCAUGGCGCCGAUGGGUCUUUUGACGGCGGUCGUGUCCGCGAUUCGGGUGUGUGGGAGUCCCAGCCUGAAGGCCUUCGUCGGCAGAGCGCAAGAGAGUCCCGGGACGGCUGAGAUCGAGCUGCUGUCGUGCACGUCCGAUACCACCGGAGAACUGUGGAAUGAUGGAGGGAUUGCACGCGUUUUUGGAAAGCCGCAAAUCCUGGAGAUUGUUCGACUGACUGACCCCAAGCCAGCGGACUACGAGGACAGCGCCGGCAUUUUUCUUUUUGCAGAAGGCGUUGAUAAAACCUGGAAACGAGUCAGUGGCAAUCCCGACUCGCUGGAGCGAGCAGAGCACCGGAGCCCGAACCUUUCUCUAAACAUCGGCAUCAAAAAGCCUCAUCGUCUGCUUCUCUAUGGUGUUGCGGUCCUGGGCUCUUGUCUUCAGGUCGGCGUACUGGUAUUUGCUGGUCUCACUGCUUAUCGAUUUCCCAACCGAUUCCUAAGAGACGGUGCCCCAGCGGAGCGAUAUUCAUUCCCGAUGAUGGUGACCGGAACUCUGCUUGUUUGCCUUGGAAUGUUCCUGUGCGCGUAUAUCAUCGAGAGAAGCACGAAUGAAGUCCACUAUGAGCGAGUCAAGCGGGUAAACAGCAGCUUGUACUGGAUACAACCUGGCGGGCAAAAGAUUGGUGAUCAGGUUUUUGGGUCCUUCCUCGCCGUGGGAGAGGGCCCCAGGUUCGACCGAUAUAUUACGUCGUCCAGAGCGAAAACCACUGCCUCGUACCGAGCGGCAAUGCUUUGGGGAGGUGUCAUUUCGACAACAGUUGGAUUUAUCGUACAGUUUCUCGGCCUCCGCGCCAUGCACUCGUCUGUCAUUCUAGUCCAGCUUGGCAGUACCUUGAUCAUGGCCAUUGCGAGGGCUGGGCUCCGGGCGCAGCGGAUCAAACCUGAAGCCAAUAUGCUAAAGAAAGUCCGUGAUACCCAGGGGCAUGAGCUAGACUUCCUUGCAAUGAAAUUCGAGGGCGUCCUGUUUGUUGUCGUUCGACCAGGAACAGGGGAACUCUCGAAAGUCCGGCCGGAUGUGGUGUUGUCUGAAAGUGUACGCGCCAUAAAAGCUCGAAUACGCUUGGCCAGGCUCACAAGCGUGAAGGCCGGGAUUGAUUGGAGCGACUUGGCCAUUCGAGUCAUAGCCUUGCAGCUAAAGGCCGCCAUCGAGCGCGUAAUGGAAGUACUCGCUCUCGACUGGGAAAUUGGCCAGCCCGAGCGGGUCAACUACUUUUGGACGAUAUCCCUUAGAUCUAAUUUGAGCGCUGAGCCAUCGAUAUUCUGUUUGCAUGUUCGAAAAGGAAGAAACGCGUUGUGGAUAGCCGAUGCCGCCGAACUGGAGGCGGUUAUUGGAAUAUGGACGUUGACCCUGAUGAGGACCAAAGCCGUGCAUCAACUCCCCGGACACAGCGUCCAACAUGUUCGUGGUAUUGUUAUGCACCCGGGGACCGCGAUGACCGUUUAUGAUUCCUGGAUUCAGAGAGAUGUGGACCCGGACAGCUCGCUAGCACCUCCGCGCUUCGGGGACCCGGACAGCUCGUUAGCACCUCCGCGCUUCGGCAUAUCGGGGGCGUAUCUAUAUUUUGGCAUGCACGCACUCCAGGCAAUUGAAUCGCGCUCUUCUACUGAGUGCCUCUGGUUUCCGUCGGACCAUUCAAUACCAGUCUUAUGCGCCCAGGAUAUUUUUACAUCGUUGAUCUCUUGUGCUCUGAGCAGAGUUCAUCGCCUCGGCGGCAUUACGGAACUACGUAGGCAAGCCAGUGAUGAAAACCCGUUUAUAUUUGAGAAUGAGCGACUGGAAGAAAUCGCGGCGAUAGUUGAAUCCAGUGGUCUCGGCACCAGAUCUGACGCAUAUUUGUGUCUGGUCCCCUUGCUGGAACAGGUAUCCAAGAUGCCCUCAAUCGACAUCCUGCGAGAUGGUCUGCAGGCAGCAGACCGGCAACAGGGACUUUACUGGGCGUCAGACAUCGGCUACGAGUCUGCUGUAAGUCUGCUUCUACAGGGCGGCGCUGCUGUCAAUCUACCCAAUGAUCAAGGACUAUGCCCCCUGCAUUUGGCUGCCAGGAAGGGGCAUACGGACGUACUUAGGGCUCUCGUUAGGAAUGGGGCUGCAGUGGACAAACUGGCCCGUGGGAGACGGAACGCGCUAUAUAUGGCCGCGGCGAACGGCUUCCAAGGAGCCUUGAGCUAUCUCCUGGAAAGCGGCGCCGACAAACGCCGGACAUACAGAGGAGGCUUGACAGUACUCCAUGUGGCUGCACGAGGAGGCCACGUAGAAGCUGUCAAGCUCUUGCUAGACGCUGACGUUGACAUUGAACAGCAGGAUAGUCGUGGCGGCCGAGCGCUGACAUGGGCCAUUAGCAGCAAAUCGAGUGCAGUGGUGGAUGUUCUCCUAGCCAAAGGGGCCAGUGUGGACUUUCCAUUCCAGUCUCAAGUGAGUAUGUGUUGCAUCGUUAUUACUCCCACUGUCACUGCUAAGGCACCUCCAUCUUAG
Messenger RNA from Aspergillus calidoustus, 2697 nucleotides. NCBI's taxonomy places the organism in Eukaryota, Fungi, Ascomycota, Eurotiomycetes, Eurotiales, Aspergillaceae. The record is from the annotation of a GenBank genome assembly.